AACUGCUGUCCCGGAGUCAGUGCUGUAGCCUAAUAUAUUAUAGGGAAUGUACUCCGGGAGCUCCAAGCCGUGUAUUGUUCUCUCCAUAGCUGGAUCCACAGUAGCAGCAUGUCCCGGUGCUCUGGAUGGGAGGUCGCUCUGAACUUGCGCUAAGGCCAAUUCAUCGUUACACCGGAAAGCGAAGCCCGGUCGGAGAACAACGAGGGAUCAGAGGCAAAACUACUUGGACAGUAAACACGAGAUAAUGUCGAUGUUAAACAGGCGAUUAUCGUAAGGAAAAGGACGCAUAACGUCAGCCAAGAGAAACGUGUCUGUUCCUCAACUGGAGAUCAAUAAAAGCGAGGAUAACAUAUGGAUACAGCCGAUGUCUACAUACGCGAACGGGCUAUUGAUGCAUGAUGGCAGGUCGGACAUGCACGUUGUGCCGACUGAAACAGGUUGGUUUCACCUCGAUCAAACUUCAGCAGAAUCAGAUGUGGGACAAUUAGCGCGCAUUUAAGUGCUGAAGAUGAACUGAAUCGCUGUCGCUUACAGCGGCGCGCCUGGAGAUGACAGCCGGUUUAUUAUGGGAAACUGCGCUCCACCAUUCACUGGACUUUUACUGGAUUUAGAGGGUUAUCCUAAUCGCUUCAUCUGGGUGAAGGUCAUCCACUAUUACUGAUCCGGAUAUCCUUCAGAUCCGAUUGUGUGUGUUGUGAGAUCACAGAUGGACGCCCUGUGUAAUGGAGCCAAGAAACCUGAGGGUAGUGAUCUCGCUGUAGACCCCCGGCCGCCACCUGCCAAGCUGGCUCGACUGGAACAAAACGGAGCGGGACCCUCUGCGCCGGAGAGGAGCUGUCAGGGGAGUCCUGUGGCCAAAAACCUCUGCCUGGCCCAGAAACCCACCGCAGUGAUGCCACAGAGCAAGAGCUGGCACAGCAAAGGGAGCCUGCUGCCGGUGUUCUGUGUGGUGGAGCAUAGGGAAAACCCUCUGGAGGUUGAGAGGAGAGAAGAACACGCUGAGUUUGUGUUGGUCAAGAGAGAUCUUCUGUUUAACCAGCUGAUAGAGAUGGCCCUGCUGACACUGGGCUACUCACACAGCUCCGCCGCACAGGCCAGAGGUCUGAUCCAGGUGGGCAGGUGGAACCCGGUGCCUCUGUCCUGCGUAACAGAUGCUCCUGAUGCCACCGUGGCUGAUAUGCUGCAGGAUGUUCACCAUGUUAUCACCCUUAAAAUACAGCUGCACAGCUGUCCAAAAUUGGAGGACUUGCCGCCGGAGCAGUGGAGUCACUCCACAGUGAGAAACGCUCUGAAGGAGCUCCUCAAGGAAAUGAACCAGAGCACCCUGGCCAAGGAGUGCCCCCUGUCCCAGAGUAUGAUAUCAUCUAUUGUAAAUAGCACUUACUAUGCAAAUGUCUCAGCUGCCAAGUGUCACGAGUUUGGUCGAUGGUACAAGCACUUCAAGAAGACAAAAUGCUUCAAGGAGAUUGACAGCUUCUCUGACCAGUCCACACAUAUCACCCUCACCCAGCAGCCAAUCACAAGUAGCUCAGCUGAUCAGAGCUCAACCCUCUUUUUCUCUCAUGGAGAAGUAGCCAACAUAUGUGGCCGUUCCCCCCUCGGCAGGUGCCCUCCCGGGUUGGUAACACAGCCUCUUAGCUCACAAAUGGUCAACCAGCAGCUGGUGAUGGCCCAGUUUCUCAAUCAGCAGUAUGCUGUUAGCCGUAUGCUAGCUGGCCAGGGUCUCUCACCGUCCCCACAGCAGUAUCUCAACCAUCCGCCUGUAGCAAUGGUUCCUCCUCCUGCCAUGGUCUUCUCCAAAGCCCCUGAUUCCCAAGCCCCGCAGCAGGCACAAUGUGGCCCAGGGGGAAGCCCUGUAGCCGGGCCGCAAACCCAGACAUCGGCUGGGUCUUCUGUGGGACAGGCAGAUGUGCCGGUUGACAUCUACCACGGUGUGAGGGAGGAACUGAAGAGAGCAGGCAUCUCCCAAGCCAUCUUUGCCCGGGUGGCCUUUAACAGGACCCAGGGUCUGCUGUCUGAGAUUCUGCGGAAAGAGGAGGACCCUAAACACGCCUCCCAGUCUCUGCUGGUCAACCUGCGGGCCAUGUACGGAUUCCUUGCUCUGCCCGAGGCUGAGAGGGAGCGCAUCUACCUGGAAGAGAAAGACAGAAGCCUGACUGGAUUCACCCCAAGCUGCAAUAACACGCCACCAAGAUCCACACAGGCAAGACUGUCCCCAGUAAUAGGAGACAGAGGGUUGUGGACAGACAGCUGUGUCCUCAAUGUCAGCGCUUCUAUCUACGAGGACAUUCAGCACGAGAUGAAGAGAGCCAAGGUGUCUCAGGCUCUGUUUGCAAAGGUGGCUGUCUCCAAGAGUCAGGGCUGGCUGUGUGAGCUUCUGCGUUGGAAGGAGGAUCCUAACCCGGAGAACCGGACCCUGUGGGAGAAUCUGUGCAUGAUCCGCCGGUUCCUAAGCCUGUCCCAGACGGAACGAGACGCCAUCUACGAACAGGAGAGCAGCAACGCGACGGCACAGCAGCACUGCGCUGACAGGCUGACACUGCUCAGCAAUGACAAUACACUGUACCAACGCAACUCUCCGCUGCCACAGCAGCACCAUCUCCAACCCCAUCAACCCCUGCAGCCAGAAGCAGGACCUCACCUGUCUCCACGGCAACCGUGUGCUGCAUCACCAGCCGAGUCCGAGGCAGGGAGCAACUGGGGGCACGUGAGAGUACGUCUGCAGGGCAGGGGCAGUUUUAACGUUGAGAGAGGGGACAUUAAGGACUGGGUUGAGGGGGGACAGGGAGAGAGCAGCAGUUUGGGAGGGGACUGGGGUUGUGCUGGGAGAGUGAGCGACCAGGCGGCAGAAAGCAAGGAGCAGGUGAGGGAUGGAAAUAUGGGAGAGGAAGAUGUUAAUGAGAUCAUUGGAGACAGAAACGAGGAGAAGGAGAAACUCACCAUGAAGUGGCCCAGUGUGAAGGAUGAGGAGCGAGGCGGGGCUGGGGUUUGUUCAGAGGCAGAUAAUGAGGUCCAAGGUGGCGAUGAGGUCCAAGGCGAGGGGUUAAGAGUGUCCCGCGAAGCGUUGGGAAUCCUGCAGAGCUUCGUUCAGGAUGUGGGCCUCAACCCGGACGAGGAGGCCGUCCACACCCUGUCGGCUCAGCUGGGCCUGCCCAAACACACCAUCCGGAGAUUCUUCAACAGCCAGGACCACGACCGGCAUCAACACGACAGCCAGAGCCAGAAACAGGGCUGCACGGAGCCAAACCUCUCCCGCACGGACAUAACUGCAGAGGGACGACAGGAGGAAGGUGAUGGAAGGACUGAAACAGAACAAAAGGAGGUGCAGGAGGAGAAGCAAACGGGGAGAGUGGAAGCAAGCGACAUUACUGUUUUGAAAGAUUCAGAUGUUGGCACUCAAACUAUUAGCGCUAUGAAGGAGGAGCAGGAGAGCUACAUCUAACCCAAAUCCAUGCAGUGACAUACGAGUACUGACUCACAGUGUUUUGCUAUCGGAGUUUUAUAUAGUCGGGCGUCCUAAGACUAAAAGCUGAUUUUUUUUUUUUACCGCAGCUUAGAAGGAUGCUGGUGUUCAGACAGUACACCCACAUUGGAAAGCUCUCCAGUGAUUUGAUACCUACAGAACACAACUGUGACUAUAUGUGCAGAUGAAACGUCUUAACAUUGUUUUCUGUGUAACAUAUGUGUCUGGAUGAAUGCAAAGAGCCUCAGAUUACAUAUCACUGUUUAAAAAGGAAUGCUUAUCGUUGGUCGACUGAUCUAUAGUUUGAGAAAUGUUCACGCCAGAAAUGCCUUGUAGAAAGUGGCACUGCCAAUCUGUUUUCUUAAUGAUCUCCAUUGUUUUUGUUUUUCUAUGGGGUUUUUUUAAUAGUGCUUUGUGUCAUUUAAAACUCACUGUUAUAUGUUGCAUUGUUGUUGUUUGUCACAUUGUAUUAAAUAUCAAAUUUCCUGAUUAUGUUAAACGAUAGUUGAAUUUGUAAAUGAUAUACAGCAUUUAAUCCUUUCAUAAAUGACAGGACAUCUUCUGCAUUCUUUUGUUUGUUACCGCAGUGUGUAAUAAAUGAUCAAUAUAUGGACAUGGAAAAUAUCUCUAAUGCAAAUUAGUCCAAUUUUUGUUCCUAUUUCUCAACUUGAUCACAAAGUUUGUCGAGAUCUAAUCUGCUCCUGAACACAUCAUAGUUUACAAUACAGUGUUUCUAUUGAUGCAUGAAUCUAAAAGUCUCUCCCAAAAUAGCUAUGGAGUGUUAUGUUUACACAUCUUGUUGUUGUCAUAUUGUACUGAUUUGCAUACUGUAGCAGAGACAUGGAGCGCACAAUGUUUAAUGUUUCUUUAUGAAAGAAAGAUUGUGGACUAGAAAUAUAAGACUGAAGAUGUGCAGUGCACUUUCAUUUAAAAUCUCAUUUAUAAUUGUACUGUACGUGCAUUACUUCAAAUCUGUUGUGAGCAUCUGAUUUCACAGUUGGAAAUAUCUUUUUCAAAAUCUAAAUGAGAUUAAUAAAGAAAUUGUGUUUUGAGAGUGCAGAAACAUUGUGUAUAUAUAUUAACAUUCAAAUAGAAAGGAAACUUUUCCCGCCCAGACAAACCUUAACCUCAUGUGAUAGAAUCUGCGGGAACACACAGAGGCCUUGAUAGCUGGGAGGGCAUUGUGCUAUUUAUGCUUUCUGGUUGUUAAGUUGCCAAAUAUCAGCGGAGAAUACAUUUAGUUGGGAUGUGUAAGCAACGUAUAGACUAUGAGAUUAAUCACGCUGGAAAGACUCUUUGAAACAAGUAAAUAAGAGAUGAAGCUCAUUUAUCAGACUGCUAUUUUAAGACAAGCAGGAGCCUGCUGUAAAAGACCCAUUAAAGAUUCAAUCAAUCGCUGUGAUGUCCAUUGUCUGUGCUGGGGUUCGCACUGAUGAUUUGCUCUUAUGUAACCAUGUCUUUGUUGGUGAAUUGCUGUCAUUGUUUCCAGUGAUCUGACAAUAUUCUUCUGUGCUGAUCACCAGGACUCUCUGUACCAGUGGAUCUGUGUCUCUGUACAAUCACAUGACCCUCAGUGCUGCCAGUGUUUCCUCUCCGUCUCUGCGUUUUUUUUAUUAUUCUCUUAUUUAAUUUUUCUCAACUGCUAUUUCUAUCCAUGUUUCUCUCCCUCUCCCUGCCCCUGACUCUCAUCUGCCUCUCCUCAGGACUGCUCCCCCACUAUACUCAGAGAAUGCAACAUUCAAGCCCCAUUUGGUCAGAAUAGCUUCAUAAAGUAAUUCAAUAAAGCUUUGCUCUUUCUACCUAUCUUUAUCUGUUUCCAUGACGAUACCUAAGUCAGGGCCAACAAGAGGCCAUGAAAUCCUCAUCAUCAGCAAUAUUAUCUGUAAUAAUGAUGAUAAUGGCGCUCUGGAAAUGCCAUGCC
Messenger RNA from Cottoperca gobio, 5384 nucleotides. RefSeq names its product SATB homeobox 1a (gene satb1a). NCBI's taxonomy places the organism in Eukaryota, Metazoa, Chordata, Actinopteri, Perciformes, Bovichtidae. The record is from RefSeq and is a predicted model, not a curated record. Gene Ontology annotation, molecular function: RNA polymerase II cis-regulatory region sequence-specific DNA binding; DNA-binding transcription factor activity, RNA polymerase II-specific. Gene Ontology annotation, biological process: chromatin remodeling; regulation of transcription by RNA polymerase II.